GGUGACUCCAGUUCAGAGCCGCCGGAGAGUCUGUGUCAGGACUUGGCGAUCCCCAGUCACACACGGAGAGGUGCAUGAGCAAAAAGGAGGCUGCGAUACGAUUCAUUGGGGUUUUUUUCCUGCUGUGUACGUACUGCGUUUUUCCCAGUGCCGCGCGGUGCCCGCCCGCUCUCCGGCCGCCGGCGGGGCAGCAGGGCCGGGAGGACGGUGGGCAGCAGCGGCGGGGCCGCGCGAGGCCGGAGCCUCCGGGGGAGAUGUGAAUUAGGGCGCCGCGAACGCCAGAGAGACAGAGGAGGGGGGGGCUCGUCGCAAAAUUUGUGAGUUGCUCCCCGCUACUCCCGCCGCCGGCAUCGCCUCGGCUCCCUCCUCCCGAUCGCUGCGCAGAAAGGACUCCAACCAAGGCUGGGCGCACCCGGCGCGCCGCACCUCGUCCCCUCCGCUCCUUUUGCCAUUUAAUUGAAUUUUUCCUUCGCCUGCCUGCGGGAGCCUGGCUGCAUCGUACGUUUCGCGCGGAGCGGAGCGUCGGGAACCGCAGGAAAAUGUUGACUUAGCCGCGUCGAAGCCUCCCGGCCGGCUGCGCGGAGGAGAAGCCGCCGUGCGCGCAGCCCCAGACCGCCGCGCCGCAGCGCCCAGCGCCCGCCCGCCGCCCCUUGCCGCCGACGCCGCCCGGGGCUGACCCCGCACCGCCACCAGCUCGGCGGGGCCGCCGGUCCCGCUGGGGCCACAGAGCCCGGCCCGCCCUCGGCUUAGAGAGAUAUGAAGAUGAAUAAUGCAGACCUCUGGUUUCGAUGAUGCUGGGCUUUUAUGACUGGAUUCAUUAAGGAAUACAAAGAAAAUUCUUACAGGGAUCAAUAAUGGUGUCUUCUGGUUGCAGAAUGCAAAGUUUUUGGUUCCUGCUCAUUAUCAGCUUCCUGCAGUGUACUGAAGGUUUCAGCCGAGCAGCACUACCGUUUGGUUUGGUUAGGAGAGAGCUCUCCUGUGAAGGCUACUCUAUUGACCUCCGGUGUCCAGGAAGUGAUGUUAUUAUGAUAGAAAGUGCUAACUAUGGACGGACAGAUGACAAGAUUUGUGAUGCUGACCCUUUCCAAAUGGAGAACACUGAAUGCUUCCUUCCAGAUGCCUACAAAAUUAUGACACAAAGGUGCAACAACCGAACACAGUGUAUAGUAGUUACUGGGUCAGAUGUGUUUCCUGAUCCUUGUCCUGGAACAUACAAGUAUCUAGAAGUUCAAUAUGAAUGUGUUCCUUACAAAGUGGAGCAAAAAGUUUUUGUUUGCCCGGGAACCUUGAAAGCAAUUGUGGACUCACCGUAUUUAUAUGAAGCUGAACAAAAAGCAGGUGCUUGGUGCAAAGAUCCUCUUCAGGCUGCAGAUAAAAUAUACUUCAUGCCAUGGACUCCGUAUCGCACUGAUACUUUGAUAGAAUAUGCUUCUUUGGAGGACUUCCAAAACGGACGCCAGCAGACAACGUAUAAACUCCCGAAUCGAGUGGAUGGUACUGGAUUUGUAGUGUAUGAUGGCGCUGUGUUUUUUAACAAGGAAAGAACUAGGAACAUAGUAAAAUUUGACUUGAGGACUAGAAUUAAGAGUGGAGAGGCCAUAAUCAAUUAUGCUAAUUACCAUGAUACUUCCCCAUACCGGUGGGGAGGAAAGACUGACAUUGACUUGGCAGUUGAUGAAAAUGGCUUAUGGGUAAUUUAUGCUACGGAGCAGAACAAUGGGAUGAUAGUAAUUAGCCAGCUGAACCCCUACACCCUACGUUUUGAAGCAACCUGGGAGACAACAUAUGACAAACGGGCAGCAUCCAAUGCAUUUAUGAUAUGUGGUGUCUUGUACGUUGUCCGGUCAGUGUAUCAGGACAAUGAGAGCGAGACGGGCAGGAAUGCCAUCGAUUACAUCUAUAACACCAGGUUGAGCAGAGGAGAGCAUGUGGAUGUUCCUUUCCCCAACCAGUACCAGUACAUUGCUGCAGUGGAUUACAACCCCAGAGACAACCAGCUCUACGUGUGGAAUAACAACUUCAUUCUCCGAUAUUCUUUGGAAUUUGGCCCACCUGAUCCUGCCCAAGUGCCUACUACAGCAGUGACAAUAACUUCUUCAGCAGAGCUAUACAAAACCACGGUUUCAACCACUAGCACUACAUCACAGAAAGGUCCUGUAAGCACAACUUUAGCUGGAGGAACAAAGGAAGGAAGCAGAGGACCCAAACCACCGCCACCCAUUUCUACAACCAAAAUUCCCCCUGUGACGAGUUUUUUCCCUUUGCCAGAAAGAUUCUGUGAGCCAACAGAGGCCAGGGGGAUUAGCUGGCCUCAGACACAAAGAGGAAUGAUGGUUGAACGGCCUUGCCCCAAAGGAACACGAGGAACUGCUUCGUAUCUCUGUGUGGUUUUAACGGGAACAUGGAACCCCAAAGGCCCUGAUCUUAGCAACUGCACCUCACACUGGGUAAAUCAGCUGGCUCAGAAGAUCAGAAGUGGAGAAAAUGCUGCUAGUCUGGCCAAUGAACUGGCUAAACACACCAAAGGACCAGUCUUCGCUGGCGAUGUUAGCUCAUCAGUGAGGCUGAUGGAGCAGCUCGUGGACAUUUUGGAUGCUCAGUUGCAGGAACUGCGACCCAGUGAAAAAGAUUCUGCUGGAAGGAGUUAUAACAAGCUCCAAAAACGAGAGAAGACAUGCAGGGCUUACCUUAAGGCAAUUGUUGACACAGUGGACAACCUGCUCAGGCCUGAAGCUCUGGAGUCCUGGAAAGACAUGAAUUCUUCAGAACAAGCCCAUGCAGCCACAAUGCUACUUGAUACAUUAGAAGAAGGGGCUUUUGUCUUGGCUGAUAAUCUCUUAGAACCAACCAGAGUCUCAAUGCCCACAGAAAAUAUCGUUUUGGAUGUUGCAGUGCUCAUUACUGAGGGCCAGGUGCAAGACUUGAAAUUUCCUCAGGGCAGUAAAGGAGGCAACUCAAUUCAGCUGUCUGCAAGCACUGUGAAACAGAACAGCAGAAACGGGCUAGCAAAACUGGUUUUCAUCAUUUACAAAAGUCUGGGGCGUUUUCUUAGCACAGAAAAUGCAACCAUAAAGCUGGGCAGUGAUUUUGCUGGUCGGAACAGUACAAUUGCAGUCAACUCCCAUGUCAUUGCAGCCUCUAUCAACAAGGAGUCUAGCCGGGUGUACCUGACUGAUCCAGUGUAUUUUACUCUGGAACACAUUGAUCCUGACAAUUAUUUCAAUGCAAAUUGUUCAUUCUGGAACUACUCUGAGAGGACUAUGAUGGGAUACUGGUCAACUCAAGGCUGCAAACUGGUUGACACAAAUAAAACUCAUACAACGUGUGCUUGCAGUCACCUCACCAACUUUGCAAUUCUUAUGGCUCAUCGGGAGAUUGUGUACAAAGAUGGAGUACACGAAUUGCUCCUCACUGUCAUCACCUGGGUGGGAAUUGUCAUCUCUCUUGUUUGCCUGGCCAUCUGCAUCUUCACAUUCUGUUUUUUCCGUGGCCUACAAAGUGAUCGUAACACUAUUCACAAGAACCUUUGUAUCAACCUAUUCAUUGCUGAGUUCAUUUUCCUAAUAGGCAUCGAUAAGACAGAGUACAAGAUUGCAUGUCCAAUAUUUGCAGGUCUCUUACACUUUUUCUUCCUGGCAGCCUUUGCCUGGAUGUGUCUAGAAGGAGUGCAGCUUUAUCUAAUGCUAGUAGAAGUAUUUGAAAGUGAAUAUUCUAGGAAGAAGUACUAUUACGUUGCUGGCUACCUCUUCCCUGCUACAGUGGUUGGUGUCUCAGCAGCUAUUGACUAUAAGAGCUAUGGAACAGAGAAAGCUUGCUGGCUCCAUGUAGAUAACUAUUUCAUAUGGAGUUUCAUUGGGCCUGUUACCUUUAUUAUUCUGCUGAAUCUUAUCUUCUUGGUGAUCACAUUGUGCAAAAUGGUGAAGCACUCGAACACUUUGAAACCAGACUCUAGCAGGUUGGAAAACAUUAAUAAUUACCGUGUUUGUGAUGGCUACUAUAAUACGGACUUACCUGGCUAUGAAGAUAAUAAGCCAUUUAUCAAAUCCUGGGUCCUGGGUGCGUUUGCUCUCCUGUGUCUUCUUGGCCUAACGUGGUCAUUUGGCCUGCUGUUUAUCAAUGAGGGAACAGUUGUGAUGACAUAUCUCUUCACAGUAUUUAAUGCUUUCCAAGGAAUGUUUAUUUUCAUCUUUCAUUGUGCCCUUCAAAAGAAAGUACGUAAGGAAUAUGGCAAAUGUUUCCGACAUUCCUACUGCUGCGGUGGACUACCAACUGAGAGUCCUCACAGUUCAGUGAAGGCAUCAACAACAAGAACCAGCGCUCGCUAUUCCUCUGGCACUCAGAGUCGUAUAAGGAGGAUGUGGAAUGACACUGUGAGAAAACAAUCUGAAUCUUCUUUUAUCUCAGGUGACAUCAACAGCACUUCAACACUUAAUCAAGGAAUGACUGGCAAUUACCUACUAACAAACCCUCUUCUUCGACCACACGGCACUAACAACCCCUAUAACACAUUGCUCGCUGAAACUGUUGUAUGUAAUGCCCCUUCAGCUCCUGUGUUUAACUCACCAGCAACCUACAGAGAGACAAGUAUGGGAGUAAAACUUAACUUUGCCUAUCAAAUGACAUUCACUGAACAAUGCCAGGGAUACAAGUGCCAUGGAUACUCUACCGCUAAAUGGUAAUUUCAACAACAGCUACUCAUUGCGCAACGGUGACUAUAACGACAGUGUGCAAGUUGUAGACUGUGGACUAAGCCUGAAUGAUACUGCUUUCGAGAAAAUGAUCAUUUCAGAAUUAGUGCACAACAACCUGCGGGGCAGCAGCAAGAACCACAACCUGGAGCGCACGCUGCCAGCCAAGGCUGUGAUCGGCGGGAGCAGCAGCGAAGAUGACGCCAUCGUGGCAGAUGCCUCGUCUUUGAUGCACAGCGACACCCCCGGGCUGGAGCUGCACCACAAGGAGCUCGAGGCCCCACUUAUUCCUCAGCGGACUCACUCCCUUCUGUACCAGCCCCAGAAGAAAGUGAAGACCGAGGGAACCGACAGCUAUGUCUCACAGCUGACAGCCGAGGCUGACGACCACCUCCAGUCCCCCAACAGAGACUCUCUUUACACAAGCAUGCCCAACCUCAGAGACUCUCCAUACCCAGAGAGCAGCCCCGAUGUUGAAGAGGAUCUCUCUCCUUCCAGGAGGAGUGAAAACGAGGACAUUUACUACAAGAGCAUGCCAAAUCUAGGAGCUGGCCAUCAGCUUCAGAUGUACUAUCAAAUCAGCAGGGGUAAUAGCGACGGCUAUAUAAUUCCCAUUAACAAGGAAGGAUGUAUUCCAGAAGGAGAUGUUAGAGAAGGACAAAUGCAACUAGUGACAAGCCUUUAAUAGUGUAGCAAAGAAAUAUUAAAGGCCACGUACAAGUAUUAAAAAGACUUAAUUGGCCCCGUGCAGGCUCCCUCGUAUGUGCUUGAAGAGACAAUUCUGUUGACCCUGUGGUUCUCCUCUGUAAUGGGGAUGACUGGACCUCGCAGUUCUGUGAAUUUUUAUAAAACAAAAACUUUGUAUAUACACAGAGUAUACUAAAAUGAAUUAUUUGUUACAAAGAAAAGGAAUACCAACAAGGUAUUUUAAGAUAUCUUCUGCUGCUGAAUUUAACAAAAUUGUGAAAAAAAAAAAAAGAAAUAAAACACUUUCCAGCCAUUUUACUGCAGCAGUUUGUGAACUAAAUUUGUAAAUAUGGCUGCACCAUUUUUUUUUUCCCUAGGCCUACAUUGUAUUAUAUACAAGGCGUAGGCUCUAAAAUCCUGUGGGACAAAUUUACUGUACCUUACUAUUCCUGACAAGACUUGCAAAAGCAGGAGAGAUAUUCUGCAUCAGUUUGCAGUUCACUGCAAAUCUUUUCCAUUAAGGCAAAGAUUGAAUACAUGUCUAACCACUAGCAAUCAAGCCACAGGCCUUAUUUCAUAUAUUUCCUCAACUGUACAAUGAACCGUUCUCAUGAAAGAAAAAAAAAAUGGCUAAAGAAAUUAUAUUUUGUUCUAUUGCUAGGGUAAAAUAAAUACAUUUGUGUCCAACUGAAAUAUAAUUGUCAUUAAAAAUAAUUUUAAGAGUUUGAAGAAAAUAUUGUGAAACGCUCUUGGUUGCACAUAUGUUAUAAGCUGUUUUUCUUACACUCUGUUCAUAGUACAGUAGUAUGUUUAAAAUGCAAGUUCUGCCCGUUUUUCACUUAUUUUUCACUGUAAACAGUGUUCUGCUUUGACAGAUUAGGUUUUUUGUUUUCUUUUGUUUUUGUUUUGUUUUGUUUUAAUUUUUAUUGCCAAAAACAUAAUUUGGGGAGAAAAUUGUUUUAGAAACCAAUUAUGCCAAGCCUUGCACAAAUUUGGUAUAGCUAACAAAGAUUGUAACUCAGUUCCCUGUUCAUUCUUAAUCAGGGUUGGGUGGUAAGGGGCAAAGGGGACACCAGACACUCCUCACAAACUUUCUCGUGAAUAAAAGGUGCCUGUCCUUUAAAAAAUAAAUAAAACAUAACUAUUACACUUCCAUAUUCCUUCUGCCUAUAUUUAGUAAUUAAUUUAUUUUAUGAUAAAAAUCUAAUGAAAUGUAAAUUGUUUCAACUAAAUUCUGCUUUUUUCAUCCCUUUGUGUAAACUUGUUAAUAAUGAGCCCAUCACUAAUAUCCAGUGUAAAGUUUAACACCUGUUUGACAGUAAAUAAAUGUGAAUUUUUUUCCAAAUAGGUAAAAUGUGCAUUAUUAUGUACAAAGCAUAAUUGGCAUCAGCAGUCCUUUGACCCAGCUGUAUCCUGCUUAGAAUGGCUUCUUUACGUUUUAUGAUUUAAGUGUUGAGAAUACAAUAGAAACUGUCUGUGUAGUGCUACAGAAGAGAGUUCAUCUUUACUAUUCAUUACCUUAGUCACAAUUGAAUAGGAUCAAAUUCAAAUGUAGCAGGGUCAUUAGGAAAAUGUACUGUAAUUUCAUAUAUUUACACAACUUUUAAGUAGGCAUAUGUAUUGAAAUUAAAAAAAAUAAGGUCGUAAAUACCACUGUCAUAUUCUCAGCAACAGUAAUUAGCAGUAAAUAUUAGUGAUGAAGAUAUAUUCUUGUAGCAGGGAAAACGUGAGUAAGCAGCAUUUGGAUAGCACUCAGAGUGCUAUACAAAUAAUCAAUCCAUCACUGUUUUCAAUUAAAUAAAUAAGCACGACUGCCCUCAUUUCCAUCAGACAGAAAAACUGCAGAAGGCAGCCCAAGAUGGUAACUACAAAUAAGUGGCAAAAUUGGAACUCUGAAGUCUUUGUUACCUUGGUUCCCAAGCCUCUUGUUGUCCCACUGACACCCGGGCUUCUCACAGAUCAUGCCAAGGACUUCAUUUGUUGCAACUUCUGAAAAUGCCUUUCUUCAUUAUCACAGAGGCCAUUGUUUCAUGUGUGGCCAGUGUGACUGAAUACAGGUAUGACAACAGCAAAAAAUUAAUUUGAAAGCCUUAGAAAUUCUGUUUGCUUCCAAUCUGCUGGUAAAUAUAAAGCUCCAUUAGAAAUAUAUAUUGAUGCACAAUAGUUUCACAUAUGCGCAUUUUGAAAAAGUUUGGAUUUCAGACAAAUUCUGGGGGUGGGGGGCAAGAAUUCUUGGUAUUUAGCUAGAUCUAACUAUAAAAAUUACCUGGGUUGAGGUGGAACCACAUAGCUCAGAUAACCUCAGUAUAAUUGCAGACAGGCCUGUGACACUGUAGCAUUUUUCACUGAAGACAAAAGCAUCUUUACUGGAUACUACUGGUAACUCUCACCAGUAAGUUACUUAAUACUUAAAAGUUACUAUCUUCGUGGCAUAUUUACAAGAACAUUUAGAAUUUAAUCAGAAACUGUUUACUUCUGUUUAAUAGAGAUGCUUUAAAAAUCUGAAGUCUUUGUGAAGUAAGGAUUUGUUCUGAUUCAGGGUAUACCAGCAGACACUUUGGAGCAAAAUGAUUCCCUUGGUCUGUCUGGCAACUUAAAAACAUACCUGCUGCCUUCUUCCUAGGAAAUCAUGUCUUAGGGAUUUAAAACCCAUGGUGCUCAAGUAAUUGCAGUACAUGACCUAGUAACAUCACCAGCUUUCAGCAGAAUAUUCAACCCUAAGCAAGUACUCCUUUGUGUCACAUGUUGUCUAACUAAAGGCAGUGAAACUACAUGCUGGAAGGUUUGUAGCAUUGUGAUCUUAAAAAUAAAAAAUAAAAAAAUCCAAUUGCAAAUGUAACAAGUAUUCCUAAAACAAGAAAAUUGAGCUGAUGAACCUAAGAUGAACCAGCUGAACCUAAGUAUCAUAUGGGAAUUCCUUUGUUAGCUUCUUUGUAGCAUAGUUGUUGCUUUUUACCAAGCCUGUUCUUUUUCUUUUUUCUUCUUUUAAUGUUUUGCUAGUGAAAUGUCCUGUGUUUAGCUAGCAGUCAGUAGCUUGCCAAAUUUCUGUUGGUGUAACUUCUCAGUGUAGUAGGUUACAAUAUAAUUAUAUAGCCGA
Messenger RNA from Coturnix japonica (Japanese quail), 8472 nucleotides. Lineage: Eukaryota; Metazoa; Chordata; Aves; Galliformes; Phasianidae. The record is from RefSeq and is a predicted model, not a curated record.